This is a messenger RNA of Botrytis cinerea B05.10, 2184 nucleotides long. RefSeq lists its product as hypothetical. Gene Ontology annotation, biological process: transmembrane transport. Bases 225 to 1886 code for a protein of 553 amino acids. The record is from RefSeq and is a predicted model, not a curated record. The transcript has 2 exons. Lineage: Eukaryota; Fungi; Ascomycota; Leotiomycetes; Helotiales; Sclerotiniaceae.
GGAGGACACGCAGGUAGUAUGAGAUGGAAAUCAGUGACUCCAUACGCCAAGUAUGCCCUAUCCUGGUACCUAUUAUCUGAUAUAAGUCUUGUCAAUCUUGGUCGAUUCUGAUUCUUGUCAUUUUCCAAGCUGGCUUCAACCUCUUUUUCAAUGUUACCUUGCUUGUUAAAAUUCAUCUAUUUUAUGAAACUUGCUGUUGUUCUAGAAGAUAUACUAUAGUAAAUAUGGCUUUCCCUCCAACUUGGCAGAAGUUUAAGGACUUCAUUUCACCUACGAAACAACCAAUUCGAGCCGCAGCUGUAUCCCAGACUUCCCGCCCUAUACCAAGAAAGGCCGCUGGACGACCUUCUUCAUCAAACUGCAAGAGAGAGCCAAUCAUAAUCACAACUAAAGACGUCAAUUCUAAACCGAAAAAAAAUGUGUUGGACAUUAUCACGAAAGCUGCUGGUUCAAAUUGGGUUUUUGUAGCAAUGAUGGCUAUCGUGCUUGUUUGGGUCAUAUUUGGUUUCAUUAACGGCACGACUGAUACCUGGCAAAUCGUCAUGCAAAACGCCUCUUCAAUUCAAGUUUACCUAACAGAUAUCCUGCUCCUUAGGCAAGCUUCCAACGCCUCAAACUCUCUUAUAACCACUCUCGCCGAGCUCCAGUCGCGCAAUCAAACUUUUGAGCGCCUUCUUCGGCAAAUACCCGGCUGCCAGUGGAUGGAAACCCACAAGAAUCCUGCUCAAAAAAUGUUCAAAGAUGAUGAACCUGUUGAAUCCAACGUCGGUAAUAGUCUACUUACAAGCGGCGAUAGAAAUAUAUCCAAAGCGCGCUACAUGUGGAACAACACUUGCAAAACCGUUGCUAGUGGCCUCGGCUCGAUUUGGGCAUAUAUCAUUUACUGGAUCGGUAUAUUAUUUUGGGUUGGCAUUGGCCCUAUAUUCCAAUUCAGCGAUACUUGGCAACUAUAUGUUAAUACAGCUACUGCAGUUGCCUUGACAUUUACUUCCGUCUUCUUGCAGAAUAUACAGCAACAGCAAGAGGAUAACCUUGAGCAAUGUCUUGAAUAUGCUCUAAGAGUCGAUUCCGAGGUUGAGUGGCGAUUGAGAGAGAUUGCAAAUGAUUACCAACCUAAUCCAAUAUUUGAGAUCCCUGCCCCAAAAAUCAGCUGGAUUGAUAGAGCCAUCGAUAUCUUUGCGGAUAUCAUGGGCUCGGGCGUUGGGCUAUUGAUCACUCUGAUUGUGACGAUUGCCUGGAUAGCUGUCGGUCCCGUUCUCAAGUUUAACGAUAACUGGUGGUUAAUCAUUGGUACCUUUACCGGCCUUGUGGGUUUUAUCGAUGGUUUUGUACUUCGUAAUGUUUAUCACCGCGACGAGAAAGUUGCAGAGGAACAAUUCGAGAAGAUUGCCGAGAGUGAUGACCGAUUAUUAGAUUUACUUAAUAUCCCUUCACCAUACCAAACCCCUACCAAGCCAAGAAAUUUUAGCACAAGAGCAUCUGCCGCAGCAGGAGAGUUUUGCGCAUUAUCGGGUGUGUGCGUCGCAUCUGUCGGUGUUGUAUUUGCAUUACUUGCCACUGCGUCUAUAAUGAAAUGGUCCGAGACUGGUCAACUUCUGUGUAAUACACCAACUAUGAUUAUCGAAGGAUUUCUGCUUCUAAUUCUCAUCCAAGCCCAUAAUAUCGCCAACGCCGCCCGCGGAGAAGACUUCCAAUCUCUCCUCAAACAUCGCCUCCUCCUCAAUCACUUCGUCUGUGAGCUCUCUGAAAAUUCAGAUCGUUCUAGCUCUUCAUACCCCCAUAACCCCGAUGAAAAAUUCAUCGACAACACCGACUUCUAUCCCAUCGACGACGACAACACUCAAGACAUAAAGAUAUCUAUUGAGCAAGUUGAGAAUCGCAUUUGAGUGCAAAUCAUGGCUCAAUUUUCUUGAAAUAUCCUUCUUUUCUAAACACCGUCUUUGAAGCUCAGCGUAAUGAUAACGGAAUGUGCGAUGUUUGUUCAUACUGUAUACAAUAUAUACCCCCAUACUAUCUUUAAAUCUAAUCAAAUUGAACUUUCUUUCCACAAACAAUUUUCUUAUAAACCUCUGCACAGAAGUGCAUGUGGAACGUUUUAGUCAUAAUUAUUCCGUAUACACUCCCCCACCACCCAGCUCUGUGUGCUAAAAACAAAUUUACCAUAUUAUAAUGUAUAGAUACACA